CUCCAAUCUUUCAUAGCCACCAUCUUAUACUUUUCUUUCUCUCUCUCUCUCUCUCUCUCUCUCCCUCCCUCCCUCCUCAAGUAGCCCAACAAUCUCUCUCUCUCACACAACAGGAGAAGAAACAAUGGAUGGUAACAGCAGCUGCAUAGACGAGCUCAGCUCAACAAGCGACUCUGUUUGUGUCCCACCACCGUCGAAAUCCUCGCCGCCGCCGCUGCCACCGCCACCGCAGAGCCUCUGCCGCCACGGCAGUGGCACGAGCGUAAUAGUGGACUCCGAGGGCUGCGUCGAAGCCGAGUCAAGGAAGCUGCCCUCAUCCAAGUACAAGGGCGUCGUCCCUCAGCCGAACGGCCGCUGGGGCGCGCAAAUCUAUGAGAAGCAUCAGAGGGUGUGGCUCGGCACCUUCAACGAGGAGGAUGAGGCCGCGAUGGCCUACGACGUCGCCGCUCAGCGCUUCCGCGGCGGAGAUGCCGUCACCAACUUCAAGCGGAAGUCUGAGGCUGAAGACUACGAUCUCGAAGCCGCUUUCCUGAGCGCCCAUUCCAAGCCGGAGAUCGUGGACAUGCUGCGGAAGCACACAUACCGUGACGAACUCGAGCAGAGCAAGAGGAAGUGUUUGAACUCAAACGGCGGUGGCAAAAGGGCAAGUAUGACGGAAGUCCUCGGAGAUCUGUCCUCACCAGGAGGGAUUGCGAUGGUCCGUCAGCUCCUUUUUGAGAAGGCGGUCACGCCGAGUGAUGUAGGGAAGCUGAAUCGGCUCGUGAUACCAAAGCAACAUGCAGAGAAGCAUUUCCCCCUGCGCAACGGCACGAGCUCUGCAACGUCGAAGGGCGUUUUGCUGAAUUUCGAAGACAGUGGAGGCAAAGUGUGGAGAUUCAGGUACUCGUACUGGAACAGCAGCCAGAGCUACGUGCUGACACGGGGUUGGAGCCGGUUCGUGAAGGAGAAGGGCUUGACGGCUGGAGAUAUCGUGAGCUUCCACCAGUCGGCCGGGCCAGAAAAGCAGCUUCAUAUCGGGUACAGGAGGAGGAGCAGCCUGGGCGGGUCCGGGCCUGUCCUCCCGGUCCAGAUGGUGAGGUUAUUCGGGGUAAACAUCUUCAAAGUAUCGGCGGCCGGUGGUGGCGACGACACUGGCGAUUGGAGUGGGAAGAGAAUGAGGGAGGUGGAGUUGUUGUCAUUGGGGUGCAACAAGAAGCAGAUGGUGAUUGGAGCCUUGUGACAGCUUGGGUCUGUUUAUUUUUAUUUAUUUUUUAAUUAUUAUUUUGGGUUCAUUUUGUAAUUUUGCAGUCUCAUGGGUUCGAUUUGGAAGAAGGACGAGGGGGGAGAUGGGACUUGGGAGGUAGGUGAACAGAGAAAGUGGUGGUGGUGCAAUUGCAAGUUGCAAAGGAUGGAAUUUGUAGAGACUUACAAAGACAGAUGCUGACCUGAGGAAAGCUGAAAUUAGGUGCAGGAAAGGGAAAAAGAAGAGGUUGAUAGAAUAAUUGUAAUAAUGAGAAAGGAAUAGAUAAUGAAUAGAUAACUGUCAAUUUGCUUCUGGGCAACAUGAGCUCUUUUGAACUGUUUCUUUAUCUCGUGUUUUGCCCUCUAGCACAAGAACCCUAGCUUUUGUUGUUUUCGCGCUGUGGGGUCGCGUUGCUUCUUAGAAAUAUCCAUGUUUUCUUCGUUUAACA
Molecule: messenger RNA, 1670 nt
Organism: Eucalyptus grandis
Lineage: Eukaryota; Viridiplantae; Streptophyta; Magnoliopsida; Myrtales; Myrtaceae
Product: AP2/ERF and B3 domain-containing transcription repressor TEM1
Exons: 1
Coding region: 125-1219 (364 amino acids)
Biological process (GO): regulation of DNA-templated transcription
Molecular function (GO): DNA binding; DNA-binding transcription factor activity
Source: RefSeq, a predicted model, not a curated record